Messenger RNA from Cooperia oncophora, 600 nucleotides. The record is from the annotation of a GenBank genome assembly. Lineage: Eukaryota; Metazoa; Nematoda; Chromadorea; Rhabditida; Trichostrongylidae.
AUGGUCCUACUGCAUAUUCUCCUGAUCGGACUGCUUUCAGGAACCGAGAGCAAGAAAUCUCAGAAGAAACCACUUGGCGACGGUCUCAUUGCGUUCACACCGAUCUCACUGAAUAGAGCUCGAUUUCUUAGUUAUCAACAUAGCCCAUUAAGGCGCUUACCAGCGAGAGGGGAAUCGAGGAAGCCAAUCGGUCCAGGUCAGCGCCUCUACUCAUUUGUGGAGAAGGUGUUCAUGGGAGUUGUCAUGAAAUAUCCAUUCAACGGAAGGAUUUUCGCCAGUCAUCGUGAAAAAGACCCGGAAUGUUUGCAGUACGUCACAGUGAGAACGCUUCCGAAGUUCUUAACGUCUCUACACGGUCAGUGUGGAGUGUGGAGUAAAACGGUCAGAUCUUCUUCUUACCCAACAUUUUCCUGUCUCCAUUUCUCUUACCCAUGCAGAGAGACAUUUCAGAACUCAGUUUCGUUGGUAACGGAGUUUCACCUUCGAAUAGUAGUCUCGUUCGGCUACGAGUACUUGACUGAAGAAGACAAAAUAUACGAUCUCACAUGUGCUUAUUCGCCAAAGAAUGUCUCCGUUGGGGCUUACUAUGACACGAUGUAG